Molecule: messenger RNA, 756 nt
Organism: Misgurnus anguillicaudatus (oriental weatherfish)
Lineage: Eukaryota; Metazoa; Chordata; Actinopteri; Cypriniformes; Cobitidae
Gene: rbp7b
Product: retinol binding protein 7b, cellular
Molecular function (GO): lipid binding
Source: RefSeq, a predicted model, not a curated record
UAGCUUUGUGUUCUAGGGAAUCACCUCUGACCCAUAUUACUACACAACAAAGCAACUGAAAUACGACACAUUACAUCUGUUGCUCUCAUUUCCACACAUGUACAGUUAACUUCCAGCUUCUUGGUUCAAUCAGAAGCUUAAACCGUGUGAAAGUGACACAUCACGCUUCGGGAUAAACCUCAAGUAUGCCUGCAAACUACAGUGGAACCUGGGACAUGGUGGACAGUGAGAACUUGGAAGGUUACAUGGUGGCCCUUGGAAUUGAUUUUGCCACACGAAAAAUAGCGGGCAUGCUCAAGCCCCAGAAAAUUAUUGAGCAAGACGGAGACUCCUUCACCAUUAAAACUUUAACAACUUUCCGAAACUACUCCUGCUCAUUCAAAAUCGGUGAAGAGUUUGAGGAAGUCACCAAAGGCCUGGACAAUAGAAAAUGUCAGACGACAGUCAACUGGGAUAACGACAAACUUGUGUGUGUGCAAAAAGGUGAAAAAAAGAAACGAGGAUGGACACAUUGGAUAGACGGAGAUAAUCUUUACCUUGAAAUGAAAUGUGAAGAUCAGACCUGCAAACAAACAUACAAAAGAACUGCUUGAUACAUAACUAUUCUGAUGAAUUACCUUGAAUAGCCAAUAAUGAGCGGUCUUAGUGAUGAUGUAACACAUGAACCAUUUUUCAUUUUUAUUAAAAUGUAAUAUAUAGCACCAUUUAAGCAUUUCUCUUACACUAGAUUUCUACAUGGCAACAUUCCUAAUUAGU